AUGCUGUUCAAGUCGUCCCUCCUCGCUUUUCUGGCCUUGCAGGUCUUUGGCGCAGUUGCUCAAGAGGAGCCUGUUGCCGAGCCUGCUACUGCUGCCGAGGCCUCCACCCUCAACGCCGACAUCAGAACCUCGUUCCCCGACUCCGACAUCCUCGGCCUCAAGCUGGUCAAUGGCCGCACCACGACGGCCCUCGUCGAGGUCACCAACCACGAAGAUGGCCCCAUCCAGUUCCUCUUCGCCAACGGCGCGCUGUGGACGCCCGAGGACCUCGCCGACGAUGUGCCCGCCUACCAGGGCAUUGUGCGCAACCUGACCAUGGUGCAGUACAGCCUGGAGAUUGAGUCUGGCGAGACAAAGUCGUUCCCCUACUCGUUUGUGCUCGACAUGAACCCGCAGGAUGUGCGCCUGCGCCUGCUUGCCGUCUUCACCAAUGCCGAGGGCGUCGUCUUCCAGGUGCCUGCGUAUGAGGGCAGCACCGCCAUUGUCGAGGCUCCCACCAGCUUCCUCGAUCCCCAAAUCAUCUUCCUCUACCUCGUCCUCACUGCCGCCUUCGGAGGCACCCUCUACUUCGUCUACAAGACCUGGAUCGAGGCCCUGUUCCCCCAGGCCAAGAAGACGCGCGCCCCCAAGAAGCCCGUCCAGAAGCCCGUCGACCCCGCCGAUGCCCUCUCCGGCUCCGAGUCCGCCGGCAAGUCGUACGACGAGAGCUGGAUUCCCGACCACCACAUCAACCGCCCUGUCGCCAAGCGCGUAAAGUCUAGCGCCAGCAGCAAGAAGAAGGUUGUCGAGUAG
This is a messenger RNA of Trichoderma gamsii, 792 nucleotides long. RefSeq lists its product as hypothetical. The transcript has 3 exons. The record is from RefSeq and is a predicted model, not a curated record. NCBI's taxonomy places the organism in Eukaryota, Fungi, Ascomycota, Sordariomycetes, Hypocreales, Hypocreaceae. Gene Ontology annotation, cellular component: endoplasmic reticulum membrane; endoplasmic reticulum. Bases 1 to 792 code for a protein of 263 amino acids.